Messenger RNA from Nestor notabilis (Kea), 454 nucleotides. It is a transcript of the gene GET1, whose product is annotated as tryptophan rich basic protein. The transcript is spliced from 4 exons. The record is from RefSeq and is a predicted model, not a curated record. Lineage: Eukaryota; Metazoa; Chordata; Aves; Psittaciformes; Psittacidae. The coding region runs from base 37 to 417 and encodes 126 amino acids. Gene Ontology annotation, biological process: tail-anchored membrane protein insertion into ER membrane.
AGAUUGUUGCAAAAGGAUGCGGAGCAGGAAUCCCAAAUGAGAGCUGAAAUUCAGAACAUGAAGCAAGAACUCUCAACCAUUAGUAUGAUGGAUGAGUUUGCUAGAUAUGCCCGUCUGGAAAGAAGGAUUAACAAAAUGACUGACAAGCUUAAAACUCACGUGAAAGCACGAACUGCCCAAUUAGCCAAAAUAAAGUGGGUUAUAAAUAUUGUAUUCUACAUCUUACAAGCUACCCUGAUGGUCUCUCUGAUUUGGAGGUACUAUGCUGAGCCAGUUACAGUGCUUCCGGGCAAAUGGCUUGCUCCGCUGGAGCGUUUGGUAGCCUUUCCCACAGGGGUGACAGGUGGUGUUGGAAUUACGUGUUGGCUUGUGGUUUGUAAUAAAGUUGUAGCUAUUUUGCUACACCCUUUCAGCUAAAGGAAUCCCAGUAAUCCAGGAAGUCCUCAACUACAUU